AUGCUGGGAGUUGUAGUCCAUCCCUCCGGGCAACUGCCGCCCUCCGAUCCCCCUUGCCUAUUCCACAUAGCCACUUACCUACCGUUCACCCGAGCCUCUCCCGGAGCUCCCGCCUUCCCGGCCGCCUCCGGAGGCCGACCACCUCUCCACUCUGAAAUCCCGCGGCCGCCAGCCGCUGCUGGCCAGGCGCUCCGUGCGGAGAACGAGAACCCGCCGCUGCGCCGCCGGGAGCGUUACCACGGCAACGGGAAACAGCGUCUCGGACGGACAGUGGGAGGAGCCAAACUUCGCCGGGAGCUGCCGUUUGCUGCUGGGGCGGCAGGCGGCGUGUCCCGGCGUGGCGGAGAGCACCUCUCAUGAUUCAAAAAUGAAAACAGAAGAAUUCAAAUAAGAGAUAAAACACUAAUACAGAAGUACUAUCUAAGUGUCGUCAGUGGAAUUUUCCAGGCUCUAGGUCUUAUGCUUUUGACAUUUGACCUGUGGCUUUUAUUCAAGAGAAACAAUUUAUUCAGUGUUUUCUUUGGGGAAAACCAACUAGUGACAUAUAUUUCUUGUGUAUUACUUGGCAUUGGAUCUGUUAUUACUUUUACAUCAACCAUGGGAUUCCUUGGAAGUACUGUGGAAAUCAAAUGUCUACUUAUUAUACUAAGUUAUAUGGGUUUUCAAAUGCUGGUGUUGGUUAGCCAGAUAGCAAUAUUGGUGCUGAUAAGUAUGAAGAAAGAAGAGGGAUGUGAAGAAUAUUGAAAUACAUGGUUUGAAAACAAUGUCUUAACUGCAGUUGCUAUCAGCCUACUAAUUACACAGAUUUUUUUGAUCACACUUACUCAUCGGCUGUUUAGAAACAUCAGAAAGAAUAAUAUUUGACCAAAUGAAUCAUGA
Molecule: messenger RNA, 879 nt
Organism: Myiozetetes cayanensis
Lineage: Eukaryota; Metazoa; Chordata; Aves; Passeriformes; Tyrannidae
Gene: TSPAN19
Product: tetraspanin 19
Source: RefSeq, a predicted model, not a curated record